AUGUACGAAAAUCUUCCAAUCCUCCGAGGAAUGUACUUCACAAUGUUUCAGUACUAUAUUAUAACUGCGUACUUCGCCCUAACAGUGGCGAUUUUGGGUACUUUUGUGACAGAUAUUAUCCUGAAUUGGGCUCUUCACUGUACCAAACCAAAGAAUGAGAUAGAAUAUGAGUUUGAAAGGUCUGAACCAGAUUCCCCUUGUGCAGACCGCAACGAUAGAAUUCAGAGCUAUGAACAAUCUAAUGAUAUGAACUCUGAAGAGGAUGAUAUUAUGCCAAUCGAGAGAAGAGCUCGAUGUGGAAAAACUCGUUGCAAAGGAAUUUCUUGAUUAAAUUCAACCAUUAAAGUGCUUAUUAUCGUUCUAGAAAUCCUCUUAGCCUUAUUAAUACUGGGCUAUUUGGAUUUAUUGUUAGUCUUUGACAUAAUAGAAGGAGGUUUAAAGAUUACUUCCUUCAAGUUCUUAUUAUUCAUGUCGAUACUCAUAUGUCUUCUCAUUAGAUUUUAUGAAAAGUUUGAACCUAGAAAAUGCACACAAAAAAUUAUUUCAGUUGUUUUCAUUGUUUCUCUUCCUCUAAUCUUUGCUUUAUUUUAUGCUCAAUUAACAUUUAUUAAAGGAUUUUGACUUUGUAUUUGGAAUCAGGCAACGCCAGGUUUAAAUCAUGGUGAAGGGCAUCUUUCGUCUGCGUACACAAGAAGUCAUAUGCCAUCUACAUGUCCUGUCGAUGAGACACCAUGUUUGCUCUACGUAACCCUUCCUGAAAACUCUUUAAACGAAGUAUUCAUCAAUUUCCAUGUCAAUGUAGAAUCUUGAGAAGGGUCUUGAACACCCACACUUUUAUGGAAAGAAUACACUACAGGUUUAGAUUUACAAGAUAGUUCAAACUGGAAUAAAUUCACUAUAAAUGCAUCCGACUAUGAGAGCCCUAAGAAUGAAUACUCAAAGAGAUAUAUUUAUACUGCAUAUAUGAAAUCACUCAAGCCUAAUACUAGAUAUGUAUUUCAGAUAACUUCUUCUAGUUGGAAAAGCCAGACAGCAAAGACUUAUGUGUACAAAACUUUUGAUGAAUCAAAAAUUGUCAUUGUUGACGGAGGCGAUGUAGGAAACAGCCAUAUUACAGAAACAAUGAAUAAAAAUACAGUGAGCAAGAUUGAAAUGGAUCUCAUUAUGCUUGGAGGCGACAUUGCUUAUGACAACAAUAUUGCAGCAUGCUAUAGGUCCUGGGACUACCUUAUCAAGAGACUACCGCAGCAAAGAACUGAUCCUGUCACUGGACUCACCAGAUUAAUUCCUACAAUUUAUGGUGUGGGAAAUCAUGAUAUGGGUAUAAAUCCUUAUAAUGGAGCAAAGAUAACUCAUAAUGCGAAUGAGCCAGCAUUUAAGCAUUACUUCCCACAAAAUACGUACGAUGGAAAGAUUCCAUAUGGCACUGAUAGGAAGUCUUACUCUUUACAAAAAAUUGGGAAUCUUCUUGAGAUCUACUCGCUUGAUACAGGUUACGAUACUAAAAUGGAAGGCGAACAAAUGGAAUGGAUGAUACUAAACUUAGAGAGGAAUAGUGCCACUUAUAGAUUUGCUCAAUAUCAUGGGCCAGUUUAUUCAGCUUGCAAACAAGAUGCUCAUUUCGAUCACACAGUUAGUGAUAAAGGCAAGAAGUACUGGAUUCCAAUUUUUGAUCGCUACAAUAUGACAAUUGUUUUUGAAAAUCACACUCAUUCAUUCAAAAGAAGCAAGAGAAUCAAAAAUGGAAAAGAAGAUUCUACAGGUACGCUAUAUCUUGGAGAAGGUAACUGGGGUGUUAAGAAACCAUCAGGAGUCUGCGUUCCAGAGAACGCUGACCUCCAUGUAAAGUCUACUCUCGAUAACAAUAUUUGGAAGGUAGAAGUUACUCCUACAGGUAUUAUUGCUACUGCUUACAAUGAAAAUAACGAGCAACUUGACAGAACUACUAUUGAUGUCUAAAUCUAAAAAUUCAACUUUUCC
Moneuplotes crassus is the source of this 1980-nucleotide messenger RNA. NCBI's taxonomy places the organism in Eukaryota, Ciliophora, Spirotrichea, Euplotida, Euplotidae. The record is from the annotation of a GenBank genome assembly.